CCCUGCGAGCAGCAUCUGAAAGGUUCAAUAUUCAUCGAAACACAUUGUGGAACAAAACCAAAGAGAUAAAACGUUCGACCACCUCAAACUCAGAGACAGUCAAACCUAAAAGACAGCAUGGGGGUCAACCUAUUUUUACAAAAGAAGAAGAGGAUACAUUCGUUGCUCAUUCCAUUGCAAUGGCAUCUUAUGGUUUCCCAAUGACAUUACUUGAUUUGCGCUGUGUCGUCAAAUCAUAUCUAGAUCGAACCGGAAGAAAAGUUCCCGUGUUUGGAAAUGGAAACUUUCCUGGGAGAGAGUGGGCCAUGUCAUUUAUGAAGCGGCAUAAGUAUGUUCUCUCCGAACGUGUCGCCAAAAAUAUCACAUAUGCAAGAGCUGCGACUGAUACUGAAGUGAUUGACUCAUAUUUUGAGCAUUUAGAGAAGGAGUUAGAGGGUAUUCCGCCAGAAAAAAAUUGGAAUUACGACGAAACGAACGUCCAGGACGAUCCGGGAAGCAAAAAAGUGUUGGUCAGAAGAGGAGCAAAAUAUCCAGAGCGGAUACAAAAUUGUUCCAAAGCGUGUACUUCGAUUAUGGUCUGUGGGAACGCCGCAGGACAGUUGGCUCCACUAUACGUAAAUUACAAGGCCGAGAACAUGUGGUCGACCUGGACCGAAAAUGGACCUGAAGGAGCCCGCUACAAUCGUACUAAAUCUGGAUGGUUUGAUCACCAAGUGUUUGAGGACUGGUUCAUCAAUCUUAUGCUCCCCAUACUGAAACAACAAGAUGGCCAAAAAGUUCUUAUUGGCGAUAAUUUGAGUUCGCAUAUUAACCUAGAGGUUAUUCGACUCUGCGAAAAGUAUGGGAUAAAAUUUAUCGCACUCCCACCAAAUGCGACACAUCUACUGCAACCGCUAGAUGUUGCCAUAUUCAGAGUUCUAAAACUGAUUUGGCGUGAAAUUUUGUCAGAUUGGAAGCAAUCGACAUCUGGUAGCCGGUGCACAUCAGUUCCAAAAGAUGAACUGCCUGGUCUGUUAAAGAAAAUGAUGGACAAGCUGCAGGAGAACAUCAUAAAAAAUCUCCAGUCAGGAUUUAGGAAGACUGGGAUUUUUCCGCUUAACAAAAUGGAAGUUCAAAAAAUGAAGAACUGCAGAAGAAGAGAGAAGAGGUUACAGGAUGCCGGGCCCCCAAGAGAAGGAGAAGGCUCACUGUCCAGCAGGCAGAAGUAUCUCCAGUGCCGAAAUCGAAGCCAGUAG
Messenger RNA from Schistocerca nitens (vagrant locust), 1235 nucleotides. RefSeq lists its product as uncharacterized. The record is from RefSeq and is a predicted model, not a curated record. The transcript has 3 exons. Gene Ontology annotation, cellular component: nucleus. Gene Ontology annotation, molecular function: DNA binding. Lineage: Eukaryota; Metazoa; Arthropoda; Insecta; Orthoptera; Acrididae. Bases 180 to 1235 code for a protein of 351 amino acids.